GGGGCGGGGCCGGGACGGAAGCGCGGGCCGCAAGACCGGGAGUUGCGAGCUCCGGAUCGGUGCCACACCCUAUGCCCUGCCGGCGGGCAUGCCCAUGGCGCUGCAGGCUCUGCAGAGCUCGGGCGUGGGCCUCCGCCGGAUCCUGGCUCACUUCCCGGAGGACGUGAGCCUGGCCUUUGCCUACGGCUCGGCGGUGUACCGCCAGGCGGGACCCAAUGCACACCAGGAGAAUCCCAUGUUAGACUUAGUGUUCACAGUAGAUGAUCCUGUUGCCUGGCAUUCAAAGAACCUGAAGAAGAAUUGGAGCCACUACUCCUUCCUCAAACUCUUGGGACCCAGGAUCAUCUCAUCUAUCCAGAAUAAUUACGGUGCCGGGGUCUACUUCAACCCACUAAUCAUGUGUGAGGGGAAGCUUAUCAAAUAUGGGGUCAUCGGCACUGGUGUUCUGAUUGACGACCUCCUGAACUGGAAUAACCUGUACAUCGCUGGACGCCUCCAAAAGCCAGUGAAGAUUGUCUCAAUGAAUGAGAACAUGGUCCUUCGAUCUGCCAUGGAUAAAAACCUGAAGAGCGCGGUGACCACCGCCUGCCUCAUGCUGCCAGAAAGCUUCUCAGAAGAAGACCUCUUCAUAGAGAUUGCUGGGCUCUCCUACUCAGGUGACUUUCGCAUGGUGAUUGGCGAGGAAAAAGCCAAAGUGUUGAACAUCGUGAAGCCCAACAUAGCCCAUUUCAGAGAGCUCUAUGGGAGUAUAUUACAGGAGGAUCCUCAGGUGGUGUAUAAAACACAGCAAGGCCAACUGGAGAUAGAUAAAAGCCCAGAAGGACAAUUCACUCAGCUGAUGACAUUGCCCAGAACCUUACAGCAGCAAAUCAAUCACAUCAUGGACCCUCCUGGGAGAAACAGGGAUGUGGAAGAGACUUUACUGCAAGUGGCUCAAGACCCCGACUGUGGUGACGUGGUGCGGCUAGGGGUCUCAUCAAUCGUUAGACCUUCCAGCAUCAGCCAGAGUACCAAAGGCCUUUUUACUGCUGGUGUGAAGAAGUCAGUGAUUUAUAGUUCACGAAAACUGAACAAAAUGUGGAAAGGUUGGCUGAGAAAAGCAUCCUGACUUGCCUGGUUCUUGUUACGUGUAGAUUGUGAAUAAAUGGCUCCAUGCUUUUUGAUGGAGCUUGCUUUGUCA
Molecule: messenger RNA, 1180 nt
Organism: Meriones unguiculatus (Mongolian gerbil)
Lineage: Eukaryota; Metazoa; Chordata; Mammalia; Rodentia; Muridae
Gene: Tamm41
Product: TAM41 mitochondrial translocator assembly and maintenance homolog
Exons: 8
Coding region: 89-1108 (339 amino acids)
Biological process (GO): CDP-diacylglycerol biosynthetic process; cardiolipin biosynthetic process
Cellular component (GO): mitochondrion
Molecular function (GO): phosphatidate cytidylyltransferase activity
Source: RefSeq, a predicted model, not a curated record